Planococcus citri (citrus mealybug) is the source of this 2694-nucleotide messenger RNA. Its product is annotated as arrestin domain-containing protein 3-like. Gene Ontology annotation, cellular component: cytoplasm. Bases 532 to 2052 code for a protein of 506 amino acids. Gene Ontology annotation, biological process: protein transport. NCBI's taxonomy places the organism in Eukaryota, Metazoa, Arthropoda, Insecta, Hemiptera, Pseudococcidae. The transcript is spliced from 8 exons. The record is from RefSeq and is a predicted model, not a curated record.
GACUCACAUCCGAACACAUCAUCAUUACUUGACCCCCUACCCCAUAUGUUAUUUUCCUAUCUGUGUUUCGCAGUAAAAUAGAAGCGAUAACACUGCUGUAGAAUGAUCUUUAUCGCAUUAGUUGUGAAGCGCGAGAGCUUCGUGAGGGGAAGGUGGGACCAGGGUGGAAUCAUGCACAGGAAAGAAAGAAGGCAGACAGGUACUAAUGAUGAGGAAUUCUUGAAAGGAUGGUUAUUGUACAUAUUUGUAUAGGAGCGACAUCGCGUCACAUUGUCACAAGCUCCGCAGUUGGAAGUACACGUCAUCGAUGUUUUCGGAUAUACCUAUUACCUAUAUAGUUUUCGGUGAAUUUGAAAUAUUUCAAAGUAUCUAAUUAAUGCGUCUAGUAUAAUGAAUUCAAAUCAGUUGAAAUUUUCAAAAUUGGUCUCUUAUCAUUCAGGAUAGAGACAGUGACUGGUCGAGUAAAGCUGACGAUCGACUCUACCACAAGAAUUAAAGUGCUUGAAUUUUCGAUUUAUCGUCGUCGUUGAAAUGAGUAUCAGGACUUUGGACAUCAUUCUGGAUAAGCCAAAUAAGGUUUAUUACCCUGGAGAAAUGGUAACCGGGAGAGUUAAAUUGGUGCUGGAUUCUGUAAAGAAAAUCAGAGCUGUUCAACUCAAGCUGGUAGGAAGAGCCGAGUGUAAAUGGGAUGAAUACGAAACCUACUAUGAUCACGAAGGUAAAAGUCAAACCAGAACAAUUUCUCGAAGAUCAACUGAAACCUAUCUAAGAACUGAACAAUGUUUGGUUGGAGGAAGAGGUAAAUUUGAAUUGGCUGCUGGAAAACAUAUAUACCCAUUCGGUGUGAUGUUGCCAAUUCGUGCUCCAGCCUCUUUCAGCGGUUCAUAUGGAGGAGUCUCGUAUUACACAGAAGUAAAAAUUGACAUUCCAAUGGCGUUCGAUAAAAAAGAACGAACCUGUUUUACCGUACUCAAUCCUCUGAAUCUCAAUUUAUUUCCCAAUUUAAGAAAUUCGUAUAAAAACGAAAAAAACAAAACGUUCUGUUGUCUGUGGUGUGCCAGUGGUCCUCUUACCCUCGUUGUGCAUCUACCGAAAACUGGAUUCGUUCAAUCAGAACCAAUUCCAAUCACUCUGGAAAUCGACAACGCCAGUAACGUUACCGUGGACGCGGUUCAUAUUGAUUUGAAACGAAAGAUACAAUGGACAGCGGAGGGAUGCCAUAAAAACGAAGAUAUAAAACUUAUAAGAUUAAGUUUAGGCGGAGUGGAACAAGGAAAAUCUCAUACUUGGAGUGAGAAUUUUACGAUUCCUCCCGUUAGAUACCCGAACUUGAAAGGUUGUUCGUUCAUCAAGAUAAACCACGAAUUACGCAUCGAAGCUGACACUGGUCGGUUUUUUGAUUUAAAUAUGCAUAUCCCUAUCACAAUCGGUGACAUCUCUCUGAGCGAAGACGCAAACGCUCCCAUUAAUACCCCUCAGCAACCUCAAGACUAUCCAAACAAAAUACCCUACAAUCCUAAUGUUGUAAUUUGCAUUCCAACACGUACAGGAGUACCCAUGAACCCGGCCCCUUCACCAUAUCCAGCUCGAGGUCAACCAGCUGCGAAUUACCCAUACCCAGUAGUCCCAGGAAACCAAGCUAUUGGAGCGCCUCUUGGAGUACCUGCUCCAAGUCCCAAUUUCAUCGCACCUGAUCCGAAUCCGAAUGCUGGAGGAAUACCUCAAAUGCCACCUCCUCCUACUGCUCAAGUAUAUUCUCAAUCGAAUUAUCUUACUAGCGCAUACCCGGCUCCAGGAGGUGCUGUUCCGGUGCAGCAGUAUCACCCAGAAUUAUCGCGUCAGCCGGCUACUAAUCCCGAGUGUGCUCAGAAUGCUCCUCAUAUUCCAGUUCCGUUCAAUGCCGCUGCUGGAUAUGGUUUAACGCUUCCUUCGAUGGAUAGUAGUGUGCAAUUUGACAAGUCGUCGUUUUUGAAUGAUUCGAAGAGUCACGAUGCUCCAUCGCCUUUAUUCUCAUCAUCUCGAAACCGAAAUUUGAACAAAAAGCGUGUGUGAAAUUUUUCAAGGAACACAUAACUGCAACUUUUGUGUCUGUUCUCCAUUUUUUCCCCGUUAUUUUUUGCGUGAGAAAUGAAAAAUUUACCUCGAGUUGUUGGUAGGUGUACGAAACUAUUAUUAGGUAGGUACCUACCUCCUUGGAUUUUUUUCGUGAUUUUCAAAAUCGUGUGUAUAACUGUCAAAAAUCCUGCUUUGCCAUUUUCGGUAAAAUUGUCGAUGUUAUGAUUUUUUCUGUAAAAUUGGCAAAAAUGUCGUUUUCCAACAUAGCUCCUAAAAAAUGUCACUCUAUUCAAAAAUCCCAAAAAAAAAGUCACACAUUAUUUUAAUUUUGUCCAAAAGUCUUGUUUCUUGCCAGAAAUUCUCAACUUUCGCUAAAAUUGUCAAAGUCAUUUCCAAAAAGUUUCAAAAUAGCCCAACUUUUUAAUACUAAAAACGUAUUUUUUGAGUAUUUUUUUGUAACUUUUUUGCUUAUGUUUUAGAGCUUUUUUAAUUCAUAAAAUUUUGUUUUUUUUUGUUGUUUUUUUUCAAAAUUGAGUACGAACCCUGAAAAAACGAAGGGACCUAUUACGAAACACUGUACCAAAAUUUGAGUAGAAAUAUUAUAGAUAACUUUUUUGUGUAGUAGGUACCUAAUGUUAU